This is a messenger RNA of Pneumocystis murina B123, 1160 nucleotides long. RefSeq lists its product as hypothetical. The transcript is spliced from 3 exons. Gene Ontology annotation, biological process: regulation of transcription by RNA polymerase II; oocyte development; spermatogenesis. The record is from RefSeq and is a predicted model, not a curated record. Gene Ontology annotation, molecular function: zinc ion binding; sequence-specific DNA binding. Gene Ontology annotation, cellular component: nucleus. Bases 123 to 1160 code for a protein of 345 amino acids. NCBI's taxonomy places the organism in Eukaryota, Fungi, Ascomycota, Pneumocystomycetes, Pneumocystales, Pneumocystaceae.
AGUUUUUGCCUUGUUUGUAUUUGAAGGGUUAUAUUUUUAAAGACAAAAUCGAAUUAUUUGGUUUUUAACAUAUAAAAAUAAAAGCAUUGGUUUGUGGUUGUUUUUUCUUAGGAAAAAACGGGAUGUGUACGCCAGAUAUUAGAGUUGAUCAAUCUUCAUUGCGUUUUCAUACUCGAAAACAAUCGUCACCCUUAAGAUCUGCACAAACUAAAUAUAACUCAGAUAUGAUGUGUGAUUAUAUGGAUGAUACGGAUCCUGGCGUUAUUUUUAAAUUCCGGUUUUUAUGGCCUUUUAAUAGAAGAGAUGUGCGUCAAUUAUCACCAACAUCAAGCAUUUCUUCCAGUAGUGACCAUAGUAAUGAAUCGGUUUUUAAGUCAUCAUCAUAUUCUUAUUCUUCUGGCUCCUUAUCUUGCAAUGUGAGUUCAUUUCCAUGUUUGCUUGGUCAAAUUAUCGAUCAUGAACGGCAAAAACGAUCUAAAUUGCCGAGUGAUUUAUUUGAGUUUGAAGAGGAUACUAAGCGGGCAUCUGGUGCAAUUAUAUUGGCCAGUAAACGGCUUCAAUGUAUCGUAAAGGACAAUGAAAAAAGACCAGCAAAUACUACAAAUAAUGAAUCUGGACGUAAAAAAUUAAAGUCGCCUUUUAUUUAUCAUGUUUCGUUGGGCGUUUCUUCUGCGUAUCCGGAUACAGAUUUGGAAUUUUGGAGGAAUAAUUUGCAAAAACAGAUGAGCCUCAGACAUCGUAAUUCUUGUCGGGUUUUUAAGAAAACCAAUAAACAAACAAUAACGGCGUCCCCUAAGCUUCGUUCUCGAUCAGUUGCUUCUAAAACCUCUGUUAUUAAAGUUCCUGAUUUUCAACCAUCUCCUGUUACACCGUCAAAUUCUGUUUCGAAUAUAGUGGGGCAGGCUGCUACUCCUGAACGGCGUUGUAUAUCCUGUGGAUCUUCUAGCACACCUUGUUGGAGACCAAGCUGGUACGGAAAUACGGGAUUACUAUGUAAUAGUUGUGGUUUAAGGUAUAAGAAGAUAGGCGUUCGUUGUUUGAAUAAAAAUUGUCGGCAUAUUCCUUUACGUUCAGAAUUUAGGGAGAUGAAAAGUAGAGUGAAUGGCAAUUCCACGAUUGAUUGUAUUAAAUGUGGAGGAGAAGUAAAAAUCAGAGGCUAA